UCGCCUGAGCUCCGUGGAAGGAGCCGGAACCGAACCUGAGCGCUACUCCAGACCGGCCUGGACAAAGCUGGAUCCCGGACGCGCGUGCAUCAUGAGAGGCGCCGGCUGCGGGCGCACGGAGCCCGCCUGACUUCCGAGAGAGCGCGGCAAAAUGAAGGCACCGCGGCGCCAUGGCAUUGCCAUGCUUCUCGUGCUACUCCUGUGUGCAAGCCUCUUCUUGGUCUACAACGGCAGUUUCUACAGCGCUGCCCGAGACGCCAACGACACGCAAACGUGGCGCAAAGAGAAAGCGCAGUCGCCACGUCCCGUCGCCGCCUCCUUGAGGCCAUCUGGGCCUCGCCUACCGCCCCUCCAGGGUUACAUCAGCAUCGAGGACCGCAAGCCUCUCAAGAUGCACUGCGGGACGUGCGCCCUAGUGACCAGCUCGGGCCACCUCAUCGGGGGCGGCCGGGGCCAAGAGAUCGACCGGGCCGAAUGCGUUAUCCGCAUGAACGACGCACCCGCCGCAGGGGACUACGCUUCAGACGUGGGCCGCCGCACGUCCCUGCGCGUCAUUGCUCACUCCAGCAUGCAGCGCGUACUAAGGAGUCGCAACCAGCUGCUCAACGCCAGCCAGGACGCCGUUUUCAUCUUCUGGGGGCCGAGCAGCUACAUGCGGCGCGACGGCAAGGGCUUGGUGUACAACAACCUGCGGCUCAUGAGCCAAGUGCUGCCGGCGCUCAAAGUUUACAUCAUUUCCUGGCAGAAGAUGCUGCAGUUUGACGAGCUCUUCAAGAAGGAAACCGGCAAGGACAGGAAGAUAUCGAACUCGUGGCUGAGCACUGGCUGGUUUACGAUGACCAUCGCCCUGGAGCUGUGUGAUAGAAUCAACGUCUACGGCAUGGUCUCCCCAGACUUCUGCAGUGGGGAUCCUGGCCACCCAUCGGUGCCCUACCACUACUACGAGCCGCGGGGCCCCGACGAGUGUGCCAUGUACAUAUCGCAUGAGCGCGGCCGACGUGGCAGCCACCACCGCUUCAUCACGGAGAAGCGGGUCUUCGCCAAAUGGGCUCGGACGUUUGACAUCCACUUCUACCAGCCCGACUGGCGCCCCCCUCCUCUGCCGGCAAACCGCAGCCUGGACGAAGUCGACGCUAAAGGACGGCAAACGUGAUCGUAUGACGGAACCCGCUCAGGAACACGCGCAGACUUUGGCGUCGACGCAAGACGAAGUUGAUCCUGAUUGACGUUUGUCGAGAAAAUAUUUCAAGGCUGCUGCCAAAACGCCGCACGGAAGGCGUUCAAAGUCACAAGCUCUCGUUUUUUUUUUCUCUACUCCCGCUGUGAAGGUGAAGUGAUACGAGGAGCGAGCAUCAGCGUCUCACGCUCACUCGGGAGAGCUUGCAGCAACGUCAAUCAUUUUGUGUGUACGUGUGUGUAGGCACUGAUAGUGAGCUCCAUUUAAAGUUGAACUUUUCAUGUUUUGUAAAGAUCUAGAAGGUGAAAUGAAAUGGGCUUUUUGUUUAACUCAUUGGCUGCCACUGAAGACAAUAGACGACCAAUCCAUUUGAAAUGGGAGGGUUGUUCAGUUGUCGUUCAAAUGGAUUCGACAUGUACGAGUGGUAAACUAAAAUAAAUUAACAGCAGACGAAUUAAAAGAGCCACAUGAUUGGACGUCUAUCGUCAUUGGCAAUGAAUGAUUUAAAGUAAGUGCCUGUGACAGCAUAAAAAAAUCUGAAAGGGCAUUAUUAUGUGAAUUAGAAUCAUAUUUUGAUAUGAUCCGACUAUAUACAACAAUUUGGCAAAGCGCAGAUGACGGGAAAUUAGUCUUUUAAUCUGCCAUUUAGCCCCGCCUGCCAUUAUAGCGCUCUAGCGUCCCCAGCUGGAGGAUGACGUCGGCGGGGGUCACGAUUUCAUCUGAUUUAGAAUUCAGCCCAUUAAGGGGGAAGAUUCAGAACAAGAAAAAUGUGACGAAGAGAUCAGCAAAAUGUCAUUGUUUCAGUCUCUCUACUCCAAUAUUUUACAGGAUAUUCUUUUUAACUAAGUAUUUUUCCCCAAUUGCUAAAUAAAUGGUGUGGUCAUGACAAAUAACAGUUUUGUGCUAAAUGGAAUAUGAAAUAUUAAAAAUGUAUUUAUUCAGUACGACAGGGCAAAAUUACUGCAUAAUGGUCAAAAUUGUCGACUUCUUACACCUCCCGAACGGUGUUUUAUGCCACUGGAGUUAGUCUUUUUUCAUUUCCAUGCCACGGUUUCGGAGCCGGAGGAAAGAGCGUAAACAAAACAGGAGGCGUGACAGCCAGCCGACAUGCUAACCCGAACAGAGCGGCGUUUUCGAUUUAUUCUCACCUUUCGAAAAACGAAAAAUUACACAAAACUACCCCAGAUCAUGUCACAUGGUGGCGGGGUUGAUUGUCCACCCCCAGCAGCGAGCACGUUGCAGCUCGUUGUUCCCCUGCUGUGGGCAGGAGUGCUCGUUGCCGGGUAAGCAGCUGGAGAAUGACCGCCGAGUGGCGGUUCCAAUCAUUUUCGCCUUUCGAAAACGAAAAAUAGAACAAAACUACCCCGACUCAUGUCACUCACGGCGUCGAGGAUGACAGUUUCACUGAUCGGCCAGCAUCAAGCGGCGAGCAAGCCCGAGCCCAACCCGAGGAUAGUGGUCUAUUGCCGGACACAUGAAGAGGGCAGAGGGGGCUGGUAGUCUGGACGAUAUGGGGAACCGCAGACGAGAGCUAGGAGCUGCAUGAGCAUAAGCCGAGUAUAGCACUCUCUCACCGGGCACGCGAAGAGGACCGAGGGGGGUGUGCAACAAGCCGCCGGUCGUCAGUCGAGUAGCCUUCUCGGUGGACAAGGAGCAUUGUCAGCCACAAAAUGCAAGCCACUUCCUUAUUAAAACGUGUGACAUGAUCCCAGUAUUUGACAUAAUACAAAACACGUAGUUUACUCACUUCCUCGUAAGUCCAAUGGUCCCACAGUUGUCGGACUUGUUUUGGCCUAUCUCUGCGGUGAACGGGAACUUUUUGAAACCCAAAAAGGCUGACACGCCUCUCCCUACUGCAGCAACAAAAUCCUGCAGCACAUUUUGCUGGGGGGUUGCAAAAAAUAAAUGAAUUAAUCCACAAAAUCAGAUGAAAUCGCAGUCAGUCUGCAUGCUAUAUAGCAAUGCUGUAUUGUGUGCUGACCUGGGUGAUGUCACAUUCGCAUUUGUCAAUCUCUCGACUCCUCUUAAUCCAGGAAGUCACUAAUUUUCAUGGCGCGGGAUUCAAAAAAUUGAAUAUAUAAAUCGAUCGCUUCCACACACAUCCAAGUGGUCCAUUUCAUUCAGGAGCAUAAAUUUCGCGUGAAUCAUGAAAUAAACAUGCUUUUUGCUGUCAUAGGCACUUUAAGGGCCUGUUGACACCUAGACAUGUCGUACUUUUUACUACUACUAAAACGACCUCAACCUUACUGCAAUCGACACAUGAACUUCAUUUAAAAGUCAGCACACAGGUCGAUUUUGCCCCGAAGUUAAAUCUCACUAAAUUCACGAGAGAAGAGAAGAAACAGUGAGCACCAUGGCAACGAAUCUGAAAUGAAGGUAGAGGCACAUUUUGAUUUCGAUAAUAAGCCCCUGCUACCAAGCCCCUUCCCACACACCAAAAAUCUAACAGUAAUUGACACCCCUUUCCUAAAAAGGGUUAUACUGCACUAUACUCGACCUAUCGCGAAACCACACCCCCAAAUCAGAAAAGUCGGACACAUAGCCACAGAGUUGCAUCGGAAUACUGUGUGAUUGUGAGUUAAAACAUCUUUUUUCCUAACUGGAAAAUAGCAAAAACCCGAUAGUUUAACGUUGUGCAUGGGGAACCUGUAAUUCCGACACCAGGUAGCCUGAAAGAUUGAGGGGCGGAAUAUUUUGGGCCAUUUUCAAAGCCUAAAAGAAGAUUCACCAAAUGCACGCUCCGGAUAAGGCUCUGUCGUCGACCACAUAAACAACUGAAUGUCAAGACAGUAACUCAAGGACACUUAUUCCUCCUCAAAAGUAAGUUAAUGAUUGAUUUGUAAAUAUAUAUAUAUGUGUGUGUGUGUGUAUAUAUAUAUAUGUGUAUAUAUAUAUAUAUAUAUAUAUAUAUAUAUAUAUAUAUAUAUAUAUAUAUAUAUAUAUAUAUUUGAUAGCAUGUAGUAAAAACGUAGACUAAACUAUUAACAUUAAUUUGCUAAUAUUUGACUGCCUAUUCAUCUACUAGCCUGAAAUAGAAUAAAAUAUAACUAAGCUGUCAAGACCCCAACACUGAAAGUCCAAAGUAAACACCACAAACUUUCUAUAAAAAAAAGAACUUUAGUUUGGUCACGGACGCACACGAAGGAAAGUUCUCCUCAAACACACACCUAACAUUGAGAUGUGGGCAAAUCGAAUGCACGACCCUCACAACGCUGAGCAUUAUUCAAGUUGCACAUGUAUGUUUAUGAUGUAAGUUGUUUAUUUAGCACCUAUGGAUAAUAGUGAGAAUCCAACUGAAUGUAAAAGAUUGCUUAUUCAUUGCCACAAAAGCUUCGGGACAAAAAUCUGACAACACAUGACAUAACGUUAUAGCUACAGAGACAUUGGGCCUGUGGGGGUUCUCAUUUGUAAGUUGCGUGUGUUAGCAUUACGCGUCGAGUACAAAAUUUUUAUCUUUGUAAAGUUUAAUACCAUAGACAUACUGCUUUACUGCAUACUGAAAUCCUCUCUGUCUACUUCUAGACGAAAUUCAUUUUAAAAAAAAAAACAACAUAAAAACAAAAAAACAGGUCUAUUGUCUCCCGCCAUCAUCCAUAAAUCGUUCGUUCACUCAAUUACUGUCACUGAGAGAAUUUGAUAAGUUCUACAAGGGGGUGGAGCUUUACGAUAGGUCCACUGCUUAUAGAUACCACAAGAUGGUGGAGUCAGACAGCUUUUGGCUAAAAUGAAGCUCUUCGACUCACUUGAACAGCACCAAAGCAAUACCAUUAUUAGGCGACUAUGCCAUGCCGAAUCGCAAUGACGUGGGUUUAGCGUAAUAGAUUAGUAAAGUCGCACAGGUUAACGAAACAGAGGUGAACAUCCUGAGAUCUAUUUUCUAUUCUAUGCUAACCCUCUUGGAAUUGAUGACAAUCUGUGCAAAGCGUUCCUCACAGUUAAAAUACUAAAAAUGAGGUUAUUCAACGAAAAUGAUUUUACAAGACAAAAACAUGGAAUUUUACAGAAUUCCACUAUUUUUUUAAAAAACAUUUAUAUCCAACUUUGCAAGUUUUUUUUUAAUAGGAGAGCGGACAAAAUGAAACUUUUUAAGCCCACCACACAUCAAAUGAUGCAUCCAAACCCAAAUUGAAACAGAUAUGAUAAAAAAAAUAUAUAGCGGAAAAAAACAGAGACAAGACUGAAAAAGCAGUUUCUGCUCUUGCACCCCUCUUUAAAACAAACUGUUGUAUCUUAAGCCAAAAGAACUGUUGUGUUUGAUAUAACAAUAUGUCUAUAUGCUGCCAUAGCAGAUUCCUGGCACAUUAAGCCCCCGAAUUAUUUUUAAUUUGUCCGAUUUAACCUGGAAACCCCCGUUUACAAACGUCGCGCAACCGCUUUUGUUUCAACCCAGCCAUAAAAUGAGGGUAAGUAAUUAUAUUUAUUAUUUGAAAUAUCUGUCAUUUUUAGCUUAGAAUCAUUAAUCAAUAUUUCGUUUUUUUUUUUUUU
Molecule: messenger RNA, 5662 nt
Organism: Corythoichthys intestinalis (scribbled pipefish)
Lineage: Eukaryota; Metazoa; Chordata; Actinopteri; Syngnathiformes; Syngnathidae
Gene: st6galnac5a
Product: ST6 (alpha-N-acetyl-neuraminyl-2,3-beta-galactosyl-1,3)-N-acetylgalactosaminide alpha-2,6-sialyltransferase 5a
Exons: 5
Coding region: 152-1153 (333 amino acids)
Biological process (GO): oligosaccharide metabolic process; ganglioside biosynthetic process
Molecular function (GO): alpha-N-acetylgalactosaminide alpha-2,6-sialyltransferase activity
Source: RefSeq, a predicted model, not a curated record